Eublepharis macularius is the source of this 4126-nucleotide messenger RNA. It is a transcript of the gene ODF2, whose product is annotated as outer dense fiber of sperm tails 2. The record is from RefSeq and is a predicted model, not a curated record. Lineage: Eukaryota; Metazoa; Chordata; Lepidosauria; Squamata; Eublepharidae. Gene Ontology annotation, cellular component: centrosome. The transcript has 21 exons. Gene Ontology annotation, biological process: regulation of cilium assembly. The coding region runs from base 1 to 2718 and encodes 905 amino acids.
AUGGGGGAGCAGCGGCUGGCGUCCUGGAGGCGUAGCCGGAAGUCGAUCUGCGGCGCUUGGAGCUGCAGCUGCGCGUCGGCGGGGUCUUGCCACUGCGGCUUCCCUUGGCCUCGCCCGCUGGCGCCCCGGCCUCAGGGUCUCCAUGGCAGCCGCAGCCAUUGCAGCUACCGGCGUCUCAUCAACAACUUCGAGGAGAUCCUGAGGCGGCGGCUGCGGGGUCGCCUCAGUUCUGCAUGGUUGUCCCCGUCCCUCAAGAACGGAGUAUUAGCCUCCACUCAAAGAAAAUUAUCAGCAGCAACUGAGGCUCUUCUAUCUCAAAAGCACAAGCAGAAAAUGAAAGGGGAUACCGUGAAUGUGCGCCGCAGUGUCCGAGUAAAAACCAAAGUCCCCUGGAUGCCCCCAGGCAAAACAUCCAUCAGAGAAUCAUCUUACAAGUGGGAGGGGCCAACUCAUCGCCUGGAAAUCACUCCUCCAGAUUCAGAAAAGUUACUGUCAGUGCUCCGCUUGAGCGACCUUUCUACAGACGAGGAAGACACCAUUCACUGCAAGAUGAACAAAUAUGAGAAGAAAAUAGACAGCUUGCUGAAUGUGGUGGGCACGUUAAAAAAUGAGAAACAGAAAAUAGAUGAAGCUGAAAUGAAUAAGUGUUCGCAGGUUAAAAUACCAAAGCGGGAAGAGUCGCGAUGUGUGGCCAAGCGUCUGCUCGAAGAGCAGAAGGAAGAGCUGGACGAAGUCACUCAGGAACUGGUGGAGACAGAACACGAGAACACUAUUCUUCGGCGCAAUAUCGAACGCAUGAAAGAGGAGAAAGAUCUUUCCGUACUGCAGAAGCGGCAUUUGCAACAUGAGAAAGAAUGUCUGAUGACCAAGCUAGUGGAGGCAGAGAUGGAUGGAGCGGCGGCAGCGAAGCAGAUUCAAGCCCUGAAGGAUACGAUCGGCAAGCUGAAAACUGAGAAGCACAUGACUGUUUCUGACAUCAACACCCUUACUAGACAAAAAGAACUGUUGAUGCAGAAAUUGAAUACUUUUGAAGAAACCAACCGGACACUCAGAGAUCUGCUUAGGGAGCAACACGGCCGGGAGAAAGACGCUCAGAAGUUGGUGGAACAACAAGCACUGCUGAUGAAGAGGUUGACUGAUUCUGACGCAGAGAAAGCGCAAUUAUUAAAGAAACUGCAGGAGAAAGAAAAGGAAGUAGAGGAUCUAUUGGUUCAGAUACAGACAGAAAAGGAUCAAUCAAAGACAGCAUCUGAACUCUCCAAAUCUAUGGAAGCUGUGAGGGGCCAUUUGCAGGCUCAGUUGCGCAACAAAGAAGCUGAGAACAACCGCUUGAACAUCCAGAUCAAGAAUCUGGAGCGUGCUGGGUCUCAGCAUAAGGCAGAGGUGGAGCAUAUCAUGGAACAGCUGAAGGAGCUGAGGGACAAAGGGGAGAGAGAUAAAGAGACACUGAAGAAAGCUAUCCGUGCCCAGAAAGAGCGAGCAGAGAGGAGCGAAGAAUACGCAGAACAGCUGAACGCCCAGCUAGCAGAAAAGGACAACUAUGUAACAGAGGCGCUGUCUACCCUGGAAUCUUGGAGAAGCCGCUACAACCAAGCGGUCAAAGAGAAAAGCGAUCUGGAGCUGGAGAUAGUCAUGUUGAACAGCCGAAUUACAGACCUUCUCGAACAGCAGAACACUGUAGAAGACAAGAUGCGGGAAGACAGAGAUGCUUUGGUGGACAAGCUGCACCGGCAGGUCACAGAGAGCACCUCUUUCAAACUGGAGAAUGAGAGGCUGAAGAAUAGCAUGAUCCCUCUUGAGGAGAAGUUGAACAAAGCUCAGAUGGAAGUGGCACAGCUCAAAGCAUCACUCAAGAACUACGAAGGGCUGAUUGAAACCUACAAGAAUCAGGUAUUGAAAACCCGAAUGGAAGCUGAUGAGGUGACGGUGAAACUAGAGCUCUGUGACAAAGAGAACAAAACACUUAAAGAAGAAAUGAGCAAAGAGAUUGAAAAUGCUCGUAAGCAGUUCCAGAGCCAAGUUGCCGAGCUGGAAAAGCUUCCCGAGAUUCUGAAACUCACGGAGACCAAACUGGCGGAGUGUCAGGAUCAGCUCAAGAGUUAUGAGAAAAAGAACAUGGACCUGUCCGCCAUGAUUACAGAUCUCCGUCAGAGGAUUGAACUCCAAGGAGACAAAAUGGAGAUGACAAGAGAGAAGUAUCAGUCGGCCCAGGAGGAGAACAAGCGCCUGACCCUCAAGCUAGAAGAAUUGGAAAGGAAACUCGAAGCGACAGGUGCUCAGAACAUAGAAUUCCUCCAGGUCAUAGCCAAAAGGGAGGAGUCCAUCCAUCAGUCCCAGCUGCGAUUAGAGGAGAAAACUCGGGAGAGUGGCUCCUUGGCACGCCAACUGGAGAUGGCCAUUGAUGAUGCCAAGAGGCAGCUGGAACAAACAAAGGACCGAGCAGCGUCAAGAGAGAGAUCGGCCCAGUCCAAGAUGCUGGAUUUGGAGACCCAGCUGAGCAGGACAAAGACAGAGCUGAAUCAGCUGCGCAGGGGCAAAGAUGAUGCAGAGCGUCGAUACGAAAGCCGCCUCCAGGACCUGAAGGACCGCUUGGAACAGUCAGAGAGCACCAAUCGCAGCAUGCACAACUACGUCCAGUUCCUCAAGUCCUCUUAUGCCAAUGUCUUUGGUGACAGUGCCUUGACAAGCUCCCCUAUCCGUUCCCAAUCUCCCCUCUGAUAAGAACCCCCUCCUCACUACAGCAGUACCUUGUUGCUACAAGCCCAAGUACAGAAGCCAAGAUCUAUUUAAAGCCAUAUCCUGUUUUAAAAAAUGAAGAAGUAUUUUUGGAGUCCGUGUAGCUCGGGGCCUUUCUUGGGUUACUUGAGUGAGACACGCUUCUUAUACUGAGGCCAGAAGGCAUAAUGGGAUGAGAGCAUCAAGGACUGUGUUGCUUCGUAAGCCAUAUGAAAACUGGCAAGUGUGGGGGACAUUUACACUCCCCCCACCACCAUAUUCUAGUGCCUUAUGUUGAUUACUUCUCUUACCAAGUAACUUGGGGGAUUUUAAUAAUCUUGUAUAUUCGCUGAUGUUUUGUGAAUGCUUUGGUCACGAUUCCUUAAACUUCCAAAAUCACGUUUAACUGGAUGCAGAACAGGUGGGAUGUGUAUAAUAAGCCGUCUGCACAACUGUGAAUCCAAGUCUCAAGGCUGUGUGUUUGAGCGCCAUGCUUUGGGGCAGACUGGGGAAGGGCACAGGCCAUUUUCUUGCCUUCUCCGGCAUUCUUCCAGUUAUUCCAGUGGGAGAGUUGUCAGUUCAAAUUGUGUAGCUGUUACCCAUUGCAGGGAAGAAGUAUUUGCAGAGAAUAUCACUUUUAAGGAGAAGCAUUUGACUGGUUGGCCUGUCCUUACUAAUCUCUGUAUUACUGACCCUCUUGGGAUCCAUUUUACAGAUCCACACCAUUUUCGUCACUCCCUAGUCUUUUAUGAGUAAGUUUGUGAAGAGCAAUAAGAGUUUUUGUUACAUAUUGUCAAAUUUUGUUUACACUUCAUAUACAUGUGUUUGGGUGUGGAUGGGUGUGUGAUCUUGCAAAUAUUGUGGGUAAGCCCUCUUGCUACUUCAAGUGCCUGGCAUGUUGAUUCCUAUCAUAGAGCCUGCUGAGUGCAGGCUGCUUCUCUUCCAAAGCAGUGCAUGGGUUGCUUUAACACUCUCCUGCAUUUUCUGUUUUUGCAAAACAAGGGCCCUUUUCACAGUGGUUACCUGCUGUCACAACGACACAAAAUAUCGCACAAAAAAAGGAGAACAUCACGUUUUCUCGUGCGAUGUUUUUGCGAUGGCCACGGGUUUUGCGCGAUAUUUCGCGUCGUUACGGCAGCAGGUAAGCGCUGUGAAAAGGGCCAUGGUCGCUUAUGGAAAACAUAGAAUAACUUUCUUUUCCACCGUAUUUAUGUUCCAUCAACCUCUGUCCCUAAAUAAAUGGUUUUACGAUUGGCAGUAGAGGAAAAUCAUCCAAAUGUUUAGCUUGUUUGUAUUUUUAAUGAAAAAAUGAGUGAUGAAAUUUGAGUGAAUUUUUAACUGUUUCAGAGUUAAUGUGACUUUUUAAAAAAAAGAAAUGGAAACUGGUGCUAUAAUAAACCUUUGAGAUAUA